AUGCGGCGACCAGUUGCUCUCGUUCGUCUCGCAUUCUUUCUGCUCGUACUUGUCGGUCCAGCCGUCGCUCAUGAACACCAUGGCGAAUUGAGCGAGGAGCAAGCACAUGCACCAGUCGAUGCCAUCCUCUGGAUACAUAUCUUCCUGCAGGCAGCGAUCUGGGGUGUGCUAUUCCCAGUGGGCAUGGUGUUGGGGAUGACGCGGAGUCGUUGGCAUGUCCCGCUGCAGAGCGCAGGAUUUGCUCUCACUGCUGCUGGUUACGUGCUCGGCCAUUCGCAUGGUGGUCGUGCAUUCCUAGCAGGCGCUCAUGGAAUCAUGGCAAACAUCCUCUUCGUUCCCAUUGUUCUCCAACUAUUCCUUGGGAUCUAUUUGAAGCUCCACAUCCAUGAGGAGACCAUCCGGCCGUGGGCUGUGCGCUUGCAUGGCAUCGUAGGCAAGUCGUAUCCUGUUCUCGGAUGGACGCAGAUGCUGUUCGGCGCCAUCGCGUUCAGGGGAUACUGUCGUGGUGACAAUUUGGGGCAGUGUCUCGCUCACUAUCUCAUGGGAACUGGCUUUAUCGCGUAUGGUACCAUCAUGUCGAUUCUUCUCCUCGUCGGCGAGGCUUGGGUAAGGCGUAGUGGUCGUAGUCCAGAGUGGUGGGAUUCCUGGGUUAUUACGCUUUGGGGUAUCGUCAACACGUUCACUGAGCACCAUGGUCCUGUAUUUGCGGCGUGGUCUGUCAAAGACAUGCAACACACUAUUCUUGGUGUUCUCUGGUGGGCUGGAGGCGCACUUGGAAUCUUCUUGUCUCGUAACAACCAGCGCUCUGUGGUCCCUUCCGGCAUCAUCUUCCUCACGGGCUGGGCAAUGUCCGAGCAUGCCCAAGCACUCAUGCUUUCCACACAGGUCCAUGCCGUUUUCGGCUACACUCUGAUGCUCGCCGCUGUGACUCGCCUCAUCGAAGUGUGCUUCAUUGUUCCGAAGUUCUACCCUAUACCGUCUGUAGAAGUAUCCGAUGGAGACAGUCAUAGCGAGCACACACUCGCCGAUAACGGUAGAGAAGACGGGAAUGUGGGCUCCGGUAAAGUGGCGACUGUGAAGGCAUUUCGCCAUCUACCUCCGUUUUUGCUUGUAUCAGCUGGAUUAAUAUUUAUGUCCGCGACAGAUGAAGAGCUUGACUUCGUGCACGACGAAGGGAUGGAUCAUGUAACCUACAUCUUGAUUAUGUUCAGCGUGUCGUUCAUUCUGUAUACCUUGAUUAUUUCCCUUAUUAACCUCUUCGCCUCGAGCGGUCGCAACGGCUUCUCUGCCAUUGUUGUCGACAACGGCAUCGAGCUGGCCCCGACACCCACGACAAAGUGGUACUCUCGUGUCCCAGCUGCAGAACUUGACGGGCCUCCCCAUAUAAUCGGAGACGAUGAAGACGAAUAG
Sparassis crispa is the source of this 1410-nucleotide messenger RNA. Its product is annotated as Protein YTP1. Lineage: Eukaryota; Fungi; Basidiomycota; Agaricomycetes; Polyporales; Sparassidaceae. The coding region runs from base 1 to 1410 and encodes 469 amino acids. The record is from RefSeq and is a predicted model, not a curated record. The transcript has 13 exons.